Messenger RNA from Kickxella alabastrina, 1740 nucleotides. RefSeq names its product peroxisomal-coenzyme A synthetase. Gene Ontology annotation, biological process: fatty acid metabolic process. The transcript has a single exon. Lineage: Eukaryota; Fungi; Kickxellomycota; Kickxellomycetes; Kickxellales; Kickxellaceae. Bases 139 to 1707 code for a protein of 522 amino acids. Gene Ontology annotation, molecular function: medium-chain fatty acid-CoA ligase activity. The record is from RefSeq and is a predicted model, not a curated record.
AAACAACACAUGCAUGAAGGUGCCAUCCAACAUAAUCCAUCCAGCCAUCCAACCUUAUCUGCCCACCACUUGCUGUCCUUUUUUCUCCUCUCUUUGUUUUUAUCUUCAUAUUUUAACUAAAUAUUAAUCACCCUUGCCAUGUCUACAGCCGAACACACAAUUGCUUCCAUCUUCCGUAACAUCGACACCAAUGGCGCCGACCCAGCUAUCCUGACCACGGCAUCUUCUAAUCCCAAGUCAACCACUCUGGCCUACGCCGACAUCAAAGGCCAGAGCGAGCGUUUUCGCCGGCAGGCCAAAACGCUGUUUGGCUCCGACAUUCCUACCGGGACUGUGAUCUCGUCUCUUCUGCCCAACAGCCUUACAUGCCUCCUGGUAUUCCUGGCAACCACGCUCCAGCGCCUGGUGGCCGCACCUCUGAAUCCGGCUAUGAAACAGAGCGAGAUUGAGUUUUAUCUUGAGGACGCCUCCAGCAAGGUGCUCAUUGUGCCUGAGGCCACCAGCGAGGACAACGAGGGCGUCCGUGCUGCGCGCAAGCUGGGCGUUGUCGUGUGGACCGUCGGAUGGGAAUCCGACGCUGGACUCAGGUUGGCUGUGCUUGGAGAGGGCGAGCCUGUCGAGCCCGUGGCAUUUAGAAGCAAGGAUGCAGCGGUCGAGCCGCAGCCGGAGGACGUCGCACUGCUUCUGCACACGUCGGGGACCACCGGCCGCCCGAAGGCCGUGCCACUAACCCACGCCAAUAUUGCACGCUCUAUGCUCAAUAUCGCCAACACCUACAAUUUGACCAAGGUCGACAGAUCGUUCAUCGUGAUGCCCUUGUUCCAUGUCCACGGGCUCAUCGGCGCAACCCUCUCUUCUCUGUUUGCCGGUGGAGCCAUCGUCGUGCCGUCGCGCUUCUCUGCGAGCCACUUCUGGUCUGAGUUUAUUGAGACAGAGUGCAACUGGUACUCAGCGGUCCCCACGAUCCACCAGAUUCUGCUUCGUCACGAGAUCCCUAGCCCGGUUCCCAAAAUCCGCUUCAUCCGCUCGUGCUCGUCUGCUCUGGCGCCCACUGUCAUGACAGAGCUUGAAGACAAGUUUAACGCGCCGGUGCUUGAGGCCUACGCAAUGACAGAGGCGGCGCAUCAGAUGUGCUCGAACCCGCUGCCCCCGGCACAGCACAAGUCGGGGAGCGUAGGCAUCCCGCAGGGCGUCGAGCUGACGAUCCUUGAUGAUGACGGCAACGAGACGCACUUGGGCGAAGUCUGCAUCCGCGGGCCCAACGUCACCGCAGGGUACCUGAACAACGUCGAGGCCAACCAAAAGUCAUUCACCAAGGGCUCGCAUUGGUUCCGCACGGGUGACCAGGGCUUCAUCGACCCCGACGGCUACCUCGUGCUGACCGGUCGCAUCAAGGAGCUGAUCAACCGCGGCGGCGAGAAGAUCUCACCCCUCGAGCUUGACGCCAUGCUGCUCAAGUGCCCGGGCGUGGGCGAAGCUGUGAGUUUUGCAGUCUCGGACGAGAUGUACGGCCAGGAGGUUAAUGCCGCUGUGGUGCCCAAGGCUGGCGCCGAGGUGACGGAGGAGCAGGUACGGAAGUUUAUGCUCGACAAUGUGGCAAAGUUCAAGGUGCCCAAGCGCGUUUUUAUUGCCGGCGAGCUGCCGCGCACGGCGACAGGCAAGAUCCAGCGCCGUGUGGUGGCAGAGCAUUUUGCUGGACCGCAGUGAAUUUUUUUUGCUCAUUCCUUUUCCGUCUGUUGU